Molecule: messenger RNA, 2566 nt
Organism: Poecile atricapillus (Black-capped chickadee)
Lineage: Eukaryota; Metazoa; Chordata; Aves; Passeriformes; Paridae
Gene: HEXD
Product: hexosaminidase D
Exons: 12
Coding region: 69-1472 (467 amino acids)
Biological process (GO): carbohydrate metabolic process
Molecular function (GO): hexosaminidase activity
Source: RefSeq, a predicted model, not a curated record
CAGCAGGGCGAGCCGGCCAGGGUGUGCCAGGACACCCGGCGGCAGGCCAAAGCAAUCGAGGUUAGAGUAUGCGGCGGCGGCUGGUGCACCUGGACCUGAAGGGCGCCGCGCCGCGCGCGCAGUACCUGGAGCAGGUGCUGCCGCUGCUCCGCACCCUUGGUGCCACCGGGCUGCUGCUGGAGUAUGAGGACACCUUCCCGUACACGGGGUCGCUGGAGCUGCUGCAGGCCCCCCACGCCUACAGCCCCGUGGAGCUCCGGGCGCUGCUGAGCCGGGCGCGGGAGCAGGGCCUGGACGUGGUGCCGCUGGUGCAGAGCUUCGGGCACAUGGAGUUUGUGCUGAAGCACAGGGAGUUUGCCCAUCUGCGGGAGGUGGAGGCGCUGCCCAACGCCCUGAACCCGCACAAGGAGGAGUCACUGGCACUGGUCAAAGCCAUGAUUGACCAGGUCAUGGCCCUGCACGAGGACUUACAGUGGUUCCACAUCGGAUGUGAUGAGGUCUACUACCUUGGCGAAGGAGAGGAGUCACAGCAGUGGCUGCAGCAGGAAGGCAACACUCCAGAGAAGCUGUAUUUAUCCCACAUAAAAGCAGUUGCCACUUGUUUGGCCUCUUCUUACCCCAUGGUGACACCCAUCGUGUGGGAUGACAUGCUCAGGGGCAUGAGUGAGGCAGCACUGGCAGAGUCCGGGGUCCCACAGCUGGUGCAGCCAAUGAUCUGGGACUAUGCAGCAGACAUCGAUGUGGAGGGCAAAGUGCAGCUCAUAGAGAAGUACCGCAGGUGUGGCUUCUCCAAGGUGUGGUUUGCAAGUGCCUUCAAGGGAGCCACGGGAGUGAAUCAGUCUCUAACACUGAUUGGGCACCACCUCAGGAACCAGCUGGAGUGGCUGCAUGUGGCCAGGAGGAGCCCGGCUGAUGUCCUCGAAGGUAUCGCACUGACCGGCUGGCAGAGGUAUGAUCACUUCUCUGUUUUGUGUGAGCUUCUCCCUGUGGCAAUUCCAUCACUGGCUGUGUGUCUGCAGGCACUAAAGAAUGGUGGCUAUUCUGAACAGGUUAAAGAAAAUGUGGAAAACCUCCUGGGAAUGUCUAACCUGGAAAUUGAUACUUACAUGAGCACAUGUGUGGGGACCUUUCCUGGGAACACUAUCUUCACACUUGUGACAGAAGUUAGUUUCUACCUCAAGUCAUCAGUGGAUGAACUUCUUGAAAGGAACAGGUAUGUCACAGGCUGGUUCAGCCCCUACCACAGGAGAAGGAAGAUUAUUCAUCCCAUCAUAAUGCACCACUUCCAGCCAGAUGCAGUCAGUCUCCUCUCCAAGUGGAACGCUGUGGUGCAGGACCUCACUGUAGCCAUGGAGCAAGUUUUCCACAGCUGUGCUAUAGAGGAAUGGAUGGAGGAGAAUGUCCACCCCACCCUGCAGAAGCUGCAGCAAGUGGUGGAUGAUUUAGAUGAAGCAAUAAAAGCACAAAAUUAGGGGCGUUUCAAUUAGUCUGACUCAUUCCCUGGGAAAACAUGGCUAGUGAAAAUCAGCAACUAGUCCUUCAGCUGGAGUUUGUCAUCUUGAACUGUGGUUAAACAAAAGUGACCUGAAGGCAUGAAGGAAUUUAUCAGCAUAAAACACUUCAGCUCAAUUUUCCUGUCUUAACACAUGCUGAGCCUUAAUUCACCUGCCUGUAAGUCAGGUUUGCUCCUCUUGCACAACAGAAUGCAGGAGUGAGUCACAGCUCACUCUCCUCCAAGGCAGGAGAAAAAAACAGUUUCUUCCAAAUUCAAGAUUUGUAGCAACAGACUCUUACAUAUCAAUGACCUGGCAAAGUUCUACCCUAAUAUUUAGGAUACUUGAAAAACGUUUGGGUCAUUAUGUUCUGUACCUUAACUCCUUCACCUGUCAGCUGUGCUCUGAGUUGUGUCCUACCAUUCCAGCACGGGCAAGAGGGAGCUCCUGAGGCAGGAGGGAAAAGUGCUUUAAUACACUGGGCUGCUUCACUGCCUGCCAGAGCCCCACCGAGGCUCAGCAUACUCUCAUGCCCACAGAAAAGCACCACCCCACUCACUGAGGCAUCUGUUUAGCUGUUAAAACCUGAAACUGCAACCUGCACUUGCCAGGUUUGUCCCAUUUGAGCCAUGACUAAAGCUACUAAAUACAAGGAAAAAAUACUGGUUUAUUCUGGUUUUAUGUCAAACUUGUCAUAAUAUAUAGAAAUAUAUUUUGGGGACUUUAGUGGAGAAUUGAGAUACUCACCAAAAUGGAAAUAAUUCAGAAGUAUGGUAGUUAUAGUUAAGUAUGUUAUUCCACUGUGAAUAUUCAAAAUAUUUAUUUUUGUGCUUCAUUCAUUCCUUUCUUUAAAUGUUCAUGGAAGCACUGGUAUUGAAAUCUUCUUGGAACAAAUAUUGAUAUACAGAAAGUAAAACUACAUCAUAAGACAAGCUUCAAGUGACUCAAUGAGAGCCUCAGUAACUGGGCCACAUGCAGAUCUGUAUCUAAAAAGAACAAAUUACUAUGUAUACCUGUCACAUAGCUUGAGCUAAACAAGAUCUUAAUUUAUUUUACUUGAAUAAAACCUUUGA